CUGUCACCUUCACAGCAUGAGGUGCCUGUGCUUCCCUGAGCUCUGGAAUGUUCUGGGGCCAGCGGCUGUGCUUAGCUUCUGCCAGCACGUCCACACGGCCCGUUCCCUCGUCUCAUGUCAGGACCCCUGGGAUUACGGGACCAGCAGAGCUGCCUUCUCUGGCCACUGCCCACACCUGUGGGCCCCUGUGGCAUCCAGGCCACUUGCUCUGGGGCGUUUGGGGGGCCGGGGAGUGGGUGGAGCUGGCACCAGCUUGAUCCAGGCUCCUCAUGCCUGGCCCUGGGGUCUGUUUGUGCUCCAAGUGCCAAGAGUGCCACCCUACCCCUCCUCAUCUGCUUCCCAUGAGUGGGGCCGGGGCUGGGUGAGAGGCCCCCAGAAGCUGCCCCUGUGCACCUCACCAGCCCGUCACUCUUCUUCUAAAGUAACAAAAACAAGUACCUCAGUUCUCACGGGGGCUGGGGCCCAGGGUUGCUGUGCUGUCUCUCUAGUUACCAGGGUUGGCUCCUUCCUCUCAGCCUCCUUCCGGCAGGAGGUUAUAUCUGAGAGGGAGGAGGAGAACCAUGUCCAGAUACAUGGGGGCAGUGGGGAUGGGCUGAGCAUCAGGACACAGCCUCCCCCAUUUCUGUGUGUGUAA
Homo sapiens (human) is the source of this 634-nucleotide messenger RNA. RefSeq lists its product as uncharacterized. The record is from RefSeq and is a predicted model, not a curated record. The transcript has a single exon. The coding region runs from base 17 to 634 and encodes 205 amino acids. NCBI's taxonomy places the organism in Eukaryota, Metazoa, Chordata, Mammalia, Primates, Hominidae.